AUGCCGAGGUCCUCGAGCUCGUCAAGCUCAACACACCAGCGCCAGGCCCUCGCCUGGAUGCAGGACCGCGAGAGCGACGCACACGACAAGCCCGCGGGGCACCCGCGCGGCGGCAUCCUCGCCGAUGACCAGGGCUUCGGCAAGACCCUGUCCGUCAUCUCGCUCAUGAUCACCAACCAGCCCCCGAUGAGGGACGGCGCCACCCGCCCCCCGGCAUGGGGGAACCUCGUCAUCUGCCCGACCUCCAUCAUGCACCAGUGGGCCUCCGAGCUCGACGCCCGCAUCGACGCUCCGUACAAGCCGCGCGUCCUCGUGUAUCAUGGCGCGAAGAGGCCGAAGGAUCCCUACGUCCUGGUCAAGUACGAUGUUAUCGUCACUUCGUACGGCAUGGCGAGGCAGGAGUAUCCAAAGGUGCUGGAGCGCGAUAAGGAUAGGGUGCCUAUCCGCAGACGGAAGAAGGGGCCGCUGUACAGGCUCAAAUGGUUCCGUGUCAUUCUGGACGAGGCUCAGGCUAUCAAGAAUCACCGGGGCGAUACUUUUAGCGCGUGCACGCUGCUCCAGGCUGAUCGACGCUGGUCUUUGAGUGGUACCCCGAUUCAGAACACCGUCGACGACAUCUAUUCUCAGUUUUUGUUUAUUCGAUACUUUCUGGUUGCGGACUAUUCCGAGUGGCGACGGAAGUAUAAAAGGCCGCUUGAGUCUUCGAGGGGUUCCAGAGAGGCGCUCUUUAAACGCUUCCAGGCAACGCUCGGGGUUGUGCUACUGCGGAGAGCGAAGAGUGACAAGAUUGAUGGAAAGCCAGUCAUCGAACUACCAAAGAGAAUCGUCACCCUGCGGGAACUCGAGUUCAGCAAGAUAGAGCGUGACUACUACCAGGCCCAAGAGGACCGAGCCGUCGAAGCUAUGGCGAGAUUUGGCAUCCGAGAGGGAUUUACGACUGCCCUAACCAUUCUCCUGCGUCUGCGGCAAGCAUGUGGGCAUCCAGAUUUGUGUGAUUGGGGUGGAGAUAGGAAUUUUAACUUUUCUGAAGAAGAAUUGGAUGCAGUCGACAGGAGGAUGAUGACCAGCUCUCUUCCUGGGACGGAGGUGCAGCAAACGUGUCCAAUUUGCAUAGAGUUUAUCACUGAAAACGGAGUUGUCACCAAGUGUGGGCACGUGUUUUGCACACCGGAUUUUGAUCAGUGGAACCGUAACAAUGAUAGCUGCCCUAGUUGCCGCGCGGGUCUGGGCGCAGAGAAUGAGAUAAUGUCCCUGGCUGAGACCAAGCCGGCAAAACUCGAGAUCACAAUUGGUGGCAAGCGAAAUCCUGGAGACUCUUUUGACGAGUCGCCAACCAAGCGGCGAUGCAAAGGCGAGAAAAACGCCGUCGCCGUCGACUUCGGCAACGAGAGUUCUGCGAAAAAGGAGCUAAAAUUCGAGGACGUCAUGGAAGAAGGCAAUAGCGAAGAUGCGCUCGAAGACGGGGAAAAGCAACCCUUGUCUUCAACUAAGAUUAUGGCGUUUCUAUCUGAAUAUGACACUAUUCUCAAUGCCACAGAAGACAAGGUUUUGUGCUAUUCUCAGUGGACGAGAAUGUUAGAUCUUGUGGAGGAUGAAGUCCUUCAGCGAGGCCACGAGUACGUGCGCCUAGAUGGAACCAUGUCACCGCACCAGCGAAGUGCGGCGAUUAACACAUUUAACACAAAGGACAAGUGUCGACUAUUUCUGAUCUCCAUGCAGGCUGGGUCGACCGGGCUUAAUCUCACAGCUGCGAACCGAGUAUUUUUGUUGGAUUCGUGGUGGAAUCCAACAGUUGAAGAACAGGCAAUCGAUCGCGCCCAUCGUAUCGGUCAACGAAAAGACGUGGACGUUGUCCGAUUCAAGAUCCAUAAUUCUGUCGAGGAUAAAAUUUUAGCGCUUCAGGAGAGGAAGCGAGAGCUCAUCAAUGGAGCACUAGGUGUGGAAGGGUUGAAGACGAUGGGACGAAGGCGGUUGACGUUCCGAGACGUGAUGAGCCUUUUCACCGAUGUCGCAAGCAACGUAGCUGCCCGUGCUGGGGCUGCCCAGAAUACCGAGUUGCAAAACUUCGCCCACAUCGUGCAGGACGCGCAGCUCGAUAUGGGCUUGUAG
Chondrus crispus (carragheen) is the source of this 2109-nucleotide messenger RNA. RefSeq lists its product as hypothetical. The transcript has 5 exons. Gene Ontology annotation, molecular function: ATP-dependent chromatin remodeler activity; ATP binding. The record is from RefSeq and is a predicted model, not a curated record. The coding region runs from base 1 to 2109 and encodes 702 amino acids. Lineage: Eukaryota; Rhodophyta; Florideophyceae; Gigartinales; Gigartinaceae.